GGUGCGGUAGAGCGAAUUUGGGGGCGGGAUGAGGGCGGUGUCGCUAGGUCUCCCGGAAGGAGGGUGUCGCGUAGCAGCUUUGGCGCUGAUAUACUGAGAAUGGUGCUGAUCAAGGAAUUCCGCAUAGUUCUGCCGUGCUCAGUAGAAGAGUAUCAGGUUGGACAGCUGUACUCUGUGGCAGAAGCCAGUAAGAAUGAGACUGGUGGUGGUGAAGGAAUUGAGGUUUUAAAGAAUGAGCCAUAUGAAAAAGAAGGUGAAAAGGGUCAAUAUACACACAAAAUCUAUCAUUUGAAAAGCAAAGUUCCUGGCUUUGUGAAGAUGUUUGCUCCAGAGGGGUCAUUAAUCUUUCAUGAAAAAGCGUGGAAUGCAUUUCCUUACUGCAGAACAAUUGUAACGAAUGAAUACAUGAAAGACGACUUUUUCAUUAAAAUUGAGACAUGGCAUAAACCAGAUAUGGGAACUCAAGAAAAUGUCCAUUGUCUAGAUCCCAACAUAUGGAAGUCUGUUGACGUGGUUGACAUUGACAUUGCAGACAGGAGCCAAGUAGAACCUGCAGAUUACAAAGAAAAAGAAGACCCUGCAAUAUUUCAGUCUCUUAAAACAAAGAGGGGCCCUUUGGGUCCCAACUGGAAGAAAGAGUUGGCUAACUCUGAGGAUUGCCCACACAUGUGUGCAUACAAGCUGGUAACAAUCAAAUUUAAAUGGUGGGGACUUCAAAACAAAGUAGAAAGCUUUAUUCAGAAGCAAGAAAAGCGAAUAUUUACCAACUUUCACCGACAGCUGUUCUGUUGGAUUGAUGAUUGGGUUGACCUGACCAUGGAAGAUAUCAGAAGAAUGGAGGAUAAAACACAGAGAGAAUUGGAAGCAAUGCGUAAGAGUGGUGCUAUUCGUGGCACAUCAGCAGCUGAUCAAUAAGCAAGUCCUCUCUAGUUUGAGGGGUAAAAUUGAGCUGCGCAACCAAGGUCAAGUAAGAGGAACAAGUGCUGCCACUGAUGAAUGAAGACGGACAUGACCAAAUCGCAUGCAGACUUGAUUUUGCCAUUUAUACUUGUUUAUAUUCCUAUACAAUAAUGUAUAGCUGUAUAAACCCUUCUGAGCAUCAGCUGCUUUAGUGUACUGUACCUGACAUGAGCAAAACGAUAAGAGAAUGUUUACUGUAUAUAUCAAUAGUUUACCGAAUGUUACAAGAAUACCUAAGUACAAACCCACCAACCAAUAUGUUACCAAAAUUGACAGAGACGUUCCUUAUGUAUAUAGAUAUAUUUUUAAUGAAUGAACGUACAGAUUCAUGCAGAAAUGACUUUGCCUUCUGAGUACAGAGACUCUAAUUGUACUGUCUGUCUUGCAGAAAUAUAUUUUUCUGACAUUUGAGUACCGUGUAAAACACUAACACUUGUCUUAUAUUUCCCACAUUGGUAGACCUUUAUCUUUUAUUUGACAUAAAAAAUCCCCCUGCCCCCCCCCCCCCCCCCCCCCCCGGCAAAGAACUCAUGUACCAUACUUUUUUGCACAGUGCAUAUGUAUAUAUUAUAUAUAUAUAUAUAUAUAUAUAUAUGUAUAAUAUAUAUUAUAUUCCAGUCACCUUUAUACUGCAAAUUUUAAAUUCUGCAGCUUUUAGGUGUCUCUAAGGAACAAUUUUAUGCCCCAGAUGCGGUUUUUUCACUUGAUGUUGCCACUUGGUAACUAUGCAAACUGUUUCAGUAUGUAUUUAUUCACUUGCAGCUAAUUGAUAUACUUUUCAUGCGGACUCAAUUGUUCAAGUAAGAUUCACAACAACUCUUCACAAGUUGCUUAGGAUUCCGUUAUUUGCAUAUGUAGGCGAACCAUCAAACAGCCUAAUUGUAGGCUAUUAUAGGAAUUGGUGUCCUUUUUUAUUAAAGGUAGGCAUACUGAAUUCCAUUUUUGGACAUGCUGGUUACUAGAUUUAAACUAAUAGAAGAAUAUUUAUUUUUUAGUUAGGUUGUUUAACUAAAAUCCAGCAAUUCAAUACAAUCAAUGUACAUUUGCCUUUUAAUAUUUUAGGACCUUUUUGAAAAUAGUUAUAUUUAAUAUACCAUUUUCCUUGUACUUUGGCAAUUUGUUAUCCAAGAAUACUACCCAAGAAUGGUACGUCUUUUGGGGAAAAAAACAAGGGAUGGCUGUUUGUUGCACUGUAUAGAAUUUGUGUCUCAAGAACGCUUGUAUGGGAUGUGCUGUCACUCUAAUCUUCUGAGAUGUUUUGUGGCGUCUAUAAAGAGGAAUCUUCCAGAUGAACUGAAGGUUGGCUGUCAGUUUGGUGAGCCUAAAAUCAUAUGGGACUAACACCUUAAGCUCACAUCUGGCUUACUACUUCUCUUGCCUGUUGAACAAUGCAACCCUUGUCUAGAUCUUUCCUUUAUUUCUUUAAUAUAUUGACGCUGUACUGUCUCUUUAAAGCAAGGUGGGCAAACUAACUUUCCAGAUGACUAUGACUACUCAGCUGCUGCGGUUUCCUGGGGCUUGUAGUUUAACAACAUCUGGAAGGCCAGAGAUUGCUCAUCACUGCUUUUAAAUAGUUAACUGUAUCCAGCUGGACUUUACUUCCUCAGCUAGUCCAUUGGACUUUUUGUGGCUGGGUGUGCUAAGUUUGUGAUCCAAAUGGAUAACGUGUACAAUUUCUCCUACCAGGCAAGGGAACGUGCAAUCUUUCUGUCUAGAUAGUUCAGGGACACAUAUACUGAAUGUAAAAUAUUUAGAACUACAAAAAUUAUGUAAACGUGUCAGUUAAAUUAAAUGAACCAAUAAAUGUCAUCAGCCCAGCUGCUAUAUAUA
This is a messenger RNA of Xenopus tropicalis (tropical clawed frog), 2790 nucleotides long. RefSeq names its product phosphatidylinositol transfer protein beta (gene pitpnb). Bases 100 to 915 code for a protein of 271 amino acids. The record is from RefSeq and is a predicted model, not a curated record. Lineage: Eukaryota; Metazoa; Chordata; Amphibia; Anura; Pipidae. Gene Ontology annotation, cellular component: cytosol. Gene Ontology annotation, biological process: intermembrane lipid transfer; phospholipid transport; lipid translocation. Gene Ontology annotation, molecular function: phosphatidylinositol transfer activity. The transcript has 12 exons.